CUCGUCUCUCAGGUCAACGCCAGCUCUCAGCUCCGUGACCUUUCUUUAACAAACCUUCUAAAUUUCACUGUUUCAUCCUUCCCUGGGAUUUUUCGCCUCUUCACGCGUCUUGAGAUCGAUUCCACAACUGGGUCUCUCUCAGAAUCAAAAUCCUGAUUAAUUUCCGGUGAUCUAGCUUCACUUAGAUCUCUCCCUCCCUGCAUGAGUCUGAUGACAAAAGUUUCUAACUUUGAGAGUUUGGAUGAUUGAGUUCGAAGUAUAAAUCACGAGACUUCCCGAGAAAUAAGAGAUAAAAAUCACGACUUUCCUGGAAAAAACAGGCAAUAAUGCAGCAGGAAGAUCGAAUCGGAGGAGACGAGACAGAUCUAGACUCUUUAACAAACGCUCAUAAGUUUAGGGCUCAAUUCUCAGGAAUGGUGAGACAAAGAGCUUAUAUAUUCGACGGAGAUGGUAAAUACUACAACAAGGAAUGGGAUCUCGCAGAAGGAACAGGUAAAGAGUUUUGUUGGUAUCAUAUAGAACUACCAAAAGGAAACCAGAAACUCUCUCAAUCCGCACAGCAUCUUAUAGACGCUCUGUGUCCGCCAUUGAAGCUGCAAGACAUUCUUUCUCUCGUUAGUAAUGGACCCUUUUGUGGGCAUGUUGAUGGAGCGCUUGUGUUUAGAGUUAACUCACCUGGACCUGCUUCAAGCAGCUUUACAUUCAAGGUUGCUGCUAGGAUCACUGAGAACUCUGUGAUUACUGUGUCUUUAGGACGAGUUCCUAGGCUAGGAUUCUCUCCCAUGGGCCAGUCGCUUCUCUCCGAGGUCCCUAGCGUUGAUUCUCCGUCGUAUUAUCGUGGUGAGCAGAAGGAGAGAAGCGGGAUUGUUAUCGAGGAGCAUGUUCUUGAGUUCUUGCUUACGAUGAACCACUCUGAGGAAGCUGAUAACCCUGUGCCGAGUUCUGUAUCGAAUCUUGUCGUGCAUAUCAUUGAUACGCAUGUUGAUCAGCUUCAAGAUGUUGUCACUAAGCUCGAGAUCGAAUUGGAUGCGGUGGAACUCGAAAUGGAUAGAGGUGGAUUUGCUAUGAAGAAACAGAUGUUGGAUGAUAGAAGGUUUCCAAAAUUGCAUCUCAACUUGCAGCGUCUUUUGCAGGUGAUUGCACAUGGAGAACAAGUAUUUCCAAGAGUGAAGGAAAAAUGUUCCACGAAGUCUUGGUUUCUAGCUGAAGACAUCAACUCCUUGGAAGAGUUGAUUGGCCGGUUAAGACGGUUAAAAGAGAAUGUAGGCUUCAUCGCGAACCGUGUGACUGCGAUCCAAGCUGGUUUAGAUAGCUGGCAAGCAGAGCAAAUUAACCGGAAGCUCUAUUACCUCUCAUUUCUUUCCAUCAUAUUCCUUCCUCUAUCAAUCAUAACCGGAGUUUUUGGGAUGAACGUUGGAGGAGUUCCAUGGACGGGACAAGACAAGCCAGAGCUAAGAGACGGGUUUAGAAACGUGAUGUACAUCUGUCUUAUAAUGCUGGUUCUAGUCUUGUCCUGCUUUGGUUUUCCAGCGUUAUAUAGCCGGAUAGCUUCUUGGUGGAGAAUGAGAGCUAUGAACAGAAGUUGGUCUCUUAACAGAAGAUCGUUCCAGAAGAGAUCAAACAUAGUCCAAGAAAGAAGAGGCUACCUUAGGCUCUAAAAAAUCAAGUUCUCUCUUCAUUUGCUUUUCUUUCACGUUUCUUUCAUUUGCAGAACACAUACUUCUCUCAUUUCUGUAACUUUUGAGUUCAGAUUUGUUCUGCUGUUUUAGAUCUUAAGUAAGACUACAAUGUACAGCUACUAUUCUUUUGAUCAUUAGUUUGUUAUAGAUUCUUGACAUAUU
Messenger RNA from Eutrema salsugineum, 1841 nucleotides. Its product is annotated as zinc transport protein ZntB. Bases 327 to 1658 code for a protein of 443 amino acids. Gene Ontology annotation, cellular component: membrane. The transcript has 5 exons. Gene Ontology annotation, biological process: metal ion transport; transmembrane transport. Lineage: Eukaryota; Viridiplantae; Streptophyta; Magnoliopsida; Brassicales; Brassicaceae. The record is from RefSeq and is a predicted model, not a curated record. Gene Ontology annotation, molecular function: metal ion transmembrane transporter activity.